Messenger RNA from Aphanomyces astaci, 1147 nucleotides. RefSeq lists its product as hypothetical. The record is from RefSeq and is a predicted model, not a curated record. The transcript is spliced from 7 exons. Gene Ontology annotation, cellular component: membrane. Bases 29 to 1096 code for a protein of 355 amino acids. Lineage: Eukaryota; Oomycota; Saprolegniomycetes; Saprolegniales; Verrucalvaceae.
GAUCUGCCACCGCAGCAUUCCUGUUUGCAUGAUGCUGCUGACCAGAUCACUUGCCGCCGGCCGGUCCGUCACGCGCGCAAUGCGCCCAUUUCAUGUGUCUCGGCAACUCAUGCGCAUGGACGACUUCGACAGCAUGUCCCGCGAGACUCCCGUGAACUUGGGUGUAUUGGUUGUGCCUCAACAGCGAGCUUGGGUCGUCGAGCGCUUUGGCCGGUUCCACACGACACUGGAACCGGGGCUACACUUUCUCAUCCCGGUGGUCGAUCGUGUCGCGUACGUACAUUCGCUCAAAGAAGAAGCCAUCAAGAUCCCAGGACAGUCGGCCAUCACCAAGGACAACGUGACCAUUCACAUCGACGGGGUGCUGUACGUCAAGAUUGUCGAUCCAUACAACGCGUCGUACGGCGUGGAAGACCCGAUCUACGCCGUGACGCAACUCGCGCAGACAACCAUGCGGUCCGAGCUCGGCAAAAUCACCCUCGAUAAGACCUUUGAAGAGCGCGAACACCUCAACAAGAACAUUGUUGCGUCCAUCAACCAAGCAUCCGAAGCAUGGGGCAUCAAAUGUCUCCGGUAUGAAAUCCGCGACAUUGCGCCGCCGACGUCGGUCAAGGCGGCGAUGGACAUGCAGGCGGAAGCGGAGCGAAAGAAGCGCGCGGAAAUUCUAGACUCGGAAGGGGAACGCCAGGCGUACAUUAACGUGGCGGAGGGUAAGAAGCAGGCAAUUGUGCUCGAGGCGGAAGGAAGUGCUGCCGCCAUCUUGGCGCGGGCGACGGCGUCCGCAGAGGCCAUCAAGCAACUCUCGGCGGCAAUUCAAUCGACGGGCGGCGAGCAAGCCGUGGCGCUUCAACUCGCGGAGAAAUACGUGGACGCGUUUGGUAACGUGGCCAAGGAAAGCACGACGUUGUUGCUACCGGCGAACGCGAGCGACCCCGCGAGUAUGGUGGCGUCGGCGCUGUCGAUCUUUGCCAACGUACAAAGCAAAACGAGCCAUUUGAACAAAACGUCUGCUACGAAACCCGACGACUACGAACUCGACGUUGUACCCCCAGUCGAUGACCCGUUAUUUCCCCACGGAGGCGUACCCAAAGUGUAGAGAACGUCCUUUCUAACCGUCACGAAAUCCAUUCCAGUGUUGGAACGACCA